Molecule: messenger RNA, 2193 nt
Organism: Cuscuta campestris
Lineage: Eukaryota; Viridiplantae; Streptophyta; Magnoliopsida; Solanales; Convolvulaceae
Source: the annotation of a GenBank genome assembly
GGCCAACAUAUGGAGCCCACCACAAUGUGUAAUUGGACUGGAGCCCAAGCGCGACUGGGGGUAGCAGAGCAAUGGCAUCCAUGGCUUCUUCCUACUCUAAUUCUACACAGUGCUUUUUUUUCGCAUCCAUUCGUCCACCUCCGUCCUCUUCUUCAACAGUGGAUCAUCCUUUGUAGUGUUCUUGUCCAAUUUAUUAAGCUCUUCACAUCUUUCUACAGUCUGUGUCCAUGAUGCUUCCUAGGGUAAGAAUGAGCUUAAUCCCCAAGAGGGUGUCUCUUCCAUUGCUUCCGCAAUCAUCAUGCCUUUAUUGCAGAGAUGGAGUUCGAAAGAACCAGCAGAGUAACUAUUUUCCAAAGAGAACAUUUUCAAUUUCCUGUUCAGCUAUUAAAUCCUACCCUCUUCGAAAGAAUACACAAGGAGAAGAAGUGCGGGUUCGGUUUGCACCAUCGCCUACAGGCAAUCUUCAUGUUGGAGGAGCCCGAACUGCCCUAUUCAAUUACCUGUUUGCAAGGUCCAAUGGUGGAAAGUUUAUUCUUCGAAUUGAAGACACUGACUUGGAAAGAUCAACAAAAGAAUCGGAGGAAGUCAUGCUUUCUGAUCUUUCUUGGCUUGGUCUCAGCUGGGAUGAAGGUCCUGGAAUUGGUGGAAACUAUGGACCAUACAGGCAGUCCGAGAGGAAUGCACUUUACAAGGAAUAUGCUGAAAAACUUUUACAAUCUGGUCACGUUUAUCGAUGUUUCUGCUCUAGUGAGGAACUAGAGAAAAUGAAAGAGAUUGCAAAACUGAAGCAGCUGCCUCCAGUUUAUACAGGAAAAUGGGCAAGAGCAACUGAGGAGGAAGUGCAAGAAGAAUUGGAAAAGGGUACCCCAUAUACAUAUAGGUUUAGAGUACCUAGUGAAGGGAGACUGAAAAUUGACGACCUCAUCCGUGGUGAGGUGAGCUGGAAUCUCGACACUCUUGGAGAUUUUGUUAUCAUGAGAAGUAAUGGACAACCUGUUUACAAUUUCUGUGUCACUGUUGAUGAUGCUACCAUGGCUAUCUCACACGUUAUAAGAGCAGAAGAGCAUUUACCGAACACUCUAAGGCAAGCUUUAAUAUAUAAGUCCCUUGGCUUUCCAAUGCCUUCCUUUGCACACGUUUCUUUAAUUCUUGCCCCUGAUAGAAGCAAACUCUCAAAACGACACGGUGCAACUUCAGUGGGCCAGUUCAAGGAGAUGGGUUAUUUGCCUCAGGCUAUGGUGAAUUAUCUUGCAUUAUUGGGAUGGGGUGAUGGCACAGAAAAUGAAUUUUUCACCCUUGAGCAACUGGUUGAAAAGUUCACAAUUGAACGAGUAAACAAGGGUGGUGCCAUUUUUGAUUCCACAAAGUUUAGGUGGAUGAAUGGUCAACACUUGAGAUCUCUACCGUUGGAAGAGUUAGUAAAAAUCAUUGGUAGCCGCUGGAAGGACACAGGUAUUCUUACAGAAUCAGAGGGAACAUUUAUACAGGAGGCAGUUGUGAUUUUGAAGGAUGGAAUUGACUUGAUAAGCGAUUCAGAGAAAGUUCUUUCGAACUUAUUAUCUUAUCCUUUUCAUGAAACCCUGAACAGCCCUGAAGCAAAAUCAGUUUUGGAUGAUGGACUAUGUGAAGUUGCAGAGAGCUUGCAAGCUGCCUAUUCGAGUGGUGAGUUAUUGGGUGCACUUGAAGAAGGCCAACCUGGGUGGCAGAAGUGGGUAAAGACCUUUGGUAAAUCACUGAAGCGGAAGGGAAAGUCUCUGUUCAUGCCCCUCAGGGUGUUGCUAACCGGAAAGCUUCACGGCCCAGACAUGGGAUCUAGCAUUGUUUUGCUCUAUAAAGCUGGUAAGUCGGGUUUCGUCUCAUCUCAAGCUGGGUUUAUAUCUCUGGAUGAAAGAUUCAAAAUGCUCAGCCAAGUUGAUUGGGAAUCAUUCAGCAAAGAUGAUCUCCGCUCUGUGUCUCAUUGAUCUUCACAUUAGUGGCAGUGACAUGUAUUCCUAGCUUAAAAAUUAUGCCCACCAGGCCACCACCUUUUUCUCCAUUUGUUGGACUCUUUGUAUUAUACUAUGUAUAGACACAAAAAAAAAGUGAAACAAAUGUUUUGCCUUUCUGUUUAUAUAUGUGGACCAUGAAUUCAAAUUUGGUGUCAAACUUGAAUUGGGAAUCCUCCAAACUUGAAAUUAAAGGUUUAGAAUAAUG